Messenger RNA from Spinacia oleracea (spinach), 1585 nucleotides. Its product is annotated as clp protease adapter protein ClpF, chloroplastic. The coding region runs from base 251 to 1249 and encodes 332 amino acids. Gene Ontology annotation, molecular function: DNA binding. The record is from RefSeq and is a predicted model, not a curated record. The transcript is spliced from 9 exons. NCBI's taxonomy places the organism in Eukaryota, Viridiplantae, Streptophyta, Magnoliopsida, Caryophyllales, Amaranthaceae.
CCACAAAUUUAUGAAUUCCAUCUCAUUUGCCCAAAUACGAUUCACGUCUGUAUUGAACUUCUGUCGUCAUCUUCAAGAACUUCCCACCCUUUGCAUUCCACAUAAUUUUUAAACGGAUUUCCCAAUUCCGGAAAAACCUUUCCAGUAAUUCUUUGAUCAGAAGCAUAUUUGUGAUUUCAGAAAAAAGAAGUACAGGUUAGGUUGUCCGAGGGUGAAGAAGGACUUUUCAUUUGUUUGAAUUGUGCAAGGAAUGUCAACGAGCACAUUGACAAAUCCUGGUAGCACUGGACUAUUUGGAUCAAAUCUUUUCUUGAGGACAGUUAGAAGUUUUCAGUUACUUAAUGGAACUGAAAGACAUUGCCUCUGGAAUUAUGGUGUACAGAAUGUAUUUCUCAAAGGACAACCCUAUAUAACAAGACAAAGAAGCAAGAGGGUUGAAGCAGGAUGGCUUUUCAAAGGGGGUGGAGGUGAUAAACAGUUGGAUGCAAGCACCGAACAUAGUGAGAAAGCAAAUGAGGAUAUACUGAUUUUCUUUUUUCAGUUGGACUUGGCAACUCGGGUCCAGUAUGCUCUGAACUUGGAUCAGUACGAUAUUGCUCAACAGUUGAGAAGCAGGUUAACCGAGGUUGAAGAAGAAGUCAUCAGGCAGAAGAAUUCAAAGAAAGGUUCAACCUCAAAAGUUGACGCUCAAGAUCAAGGCAUUCGUCUGCUGAGAUUGCGUGCUGAACUACAGAAUGCAAUUGGCACUGAGAAUUAUGCCGCAGCUGCUGAGUUACGUGAUAAAAUUUCCAAAUUAGAGGCAGAGUCUCUAGCUGAAUCAGCAAAAGCUUUGGCAUAUGAUAAAAUUCGAUAUGCAUUCCGUUUGGGUCAGAAAGUGAGACAUAAGAUUUUUGGGUACUGGGGUGUAAUUUGCGGCAUGGAUCCAGUGUGCUGCGAAUCAAGUGCAUGGAUGGAAACUGCGAAUGUUGCAAAUUUGUCUAAUGGUUCUAAUCAGCCUUUCUAUCAGGUCUUGGUAGAUGUUCAUGAAGAUCCCGACCUUCUCGUGGCAUACGUUCCAGAGGAGAAUUUGCUAGUACCAGAAAAGCCGAACUUGGGAAAGUUUGAUCACCCUUAUGUUUCAUUUCUAUUUUAUGGAGGUGACACGGCUGGGAAUUUCAUCCCGGUCAAGCAGCUUCGUGAGAAGUACAAUCAGCCGAGGUUUGAAGCGCCUUCUGAUCCUGAAGAUGAAGAGGACCGAGAAGGUGCUUGAUUCUAAUUAGAUCAGAAUCUGAUAUUUCUUUUACUGGGAAAUUGUUGUUGUUCACUGGGAAGCCUGUUCUUGAAAGUCCUUACUACAGCUCUGUCCUAAAUCAGAGUACAUGAUUUGCUGAAUGCUGAUGCAUGUUUAGUAUCUGGCUUCUAUAUCUUAGAUGUUGUAUCUUCUGUAUAUAGUGUCGGUUGUUGUACUUCUUCAAUUUCAUAAUACAUACAACAUUUGACUUUCUUGAACUAAUUGUUGAUUUAACUUUGACCCUGUAUAACUAUAUGGUGUGAAGUUGAAAGCUUCUUGCUGCUCAUCAAAUUUGACGUUUUUGGUUUCCUGCUA